AUGACAAACAAUACUGAACUUAAUCCGGCUUUUGUGCUUAAAGCUAUUGGACAUGCAGAUUUUGAAGACAGACCAAUCCCCAAAUUGAGGGAUGCUUGGGACGUCCGAGUUCAUAUUGCCCAAACCGGGAUAUGUGGUUCGGAUCUUCACUACUAUGACAAUGGGAGGAUCGGAGAUUUUGUCCUGACUACACCCAUAAUUUUGGGACAUGAAAGCUCAGGAACUGUUGUGGAAGUAGGUUCCGCCGUCAAAAAUCUCAAAGUUGGAACCCGUGUCGCGAUCGAACCAGGAGUACCGUGUCGACAUUGUGAUUAUUGCCGCUCCGGAUCCUACAACUUGUGUCCCGACACUAUCUUUGCUGCUACGCCACCAUGGGAUGGUACACUUGCCAAAUACUAUAUUGUCGCGGCUGACUACUGCAUUCCUCUUCCAGAUUAUAUGGAUUUGGAGCAAGGAGCUUUGGUGGAACCAGUAGCUUGCGCCGUGCAAAUGACCAAGGUAGGCAACGUGCGAGCCAACCAAACUAUUGUUGUCUUCGGCUGCGGUCCCAUCGGCGUCCUCUGUCAGAAGGUCUCCAAGGUUUACGGUGCAAAGAAAGUGAUUGGAGUAGAUAUCAGCCAGGGGAGACUAGAUUUCGCGAAAAGCUAUGGCGCCGAUGGUGUUUUCCUGCCUCCCAAGAAGCCCGCAACUGUUAAUACUGACAAUGAGUGGAAUGAGGAGCUGGCUAGAAUGAUCAAGGAAGAGUUCAACCUUGGUGACGGUCCAGAUGUUGUGAUUGAAGCGACGGGGGCCGCAAGUUGCAUCUCAACUGGAGUUCAUUUGACAAAGAAAGGAGGCACCUACGUUCAAGCAGGCAUGGGAAAAGAGGUUGUGGAGUUUCCAAUCACUGUUGCAUGCAUUCGUGAUCUCACAAUUCGUGGCUCAAUUCGCUACACGACGGGCUGUUAUUCAACUGCAGUUGAUCUGGUUGCCAGUGGCAAAAUUGAUGUGAAGCCGCUAGUCACAAACCGAUUCAAGUUUGAAGAUGCAAAAGAUGCCUUCCAAUUGGUGAGAGAGAAGCACGAGAAUGUCAUCAAGGUUUUGAUUCAGGGAGUUUAG
Messenger RNA from Trichoderma virens Gv29-8, 1098 nucleotides. RefSeq lists its product as uncharacterized. NCBI's taxonomy places the organism in Eukaryota, Fungi, Ascomycota, Sordariomycetes, Hypocreales, Hypocreaceae. The transcript has 5 exons. Gene Ontology annotation, biological process: D-sorbitol catabolic process. The record is from RefSeq and is a predicted model, not a curated record. Gene Ontology annotation, molecular function: L-iditol 2-dehydrogenase (NAD+) activity; zinc ion binding. The coding region runs from base 1 to 1098 and encodes 365 amino acids.